AUGGGCGCACCGACCUUCGCGGCGGCCGACUACGUGGUUCUUAUCGUGUUCCUACUGCUGUCAAUGUCCAUCGGCGUGUACUUCGCCUGGGCCGACCGCCGUCAUCAAUCCAACAGGACCUUCCUGACGGCCAACAAGCAGCUCGGAUGGUUUCCCGUCUCACUGUCCAUGAUGGCCAGUUUUCUGUCUCCAAUCGCCACCCUGGGCAUGCCGGCAUCAGUGUUCCUGCACGGUUCCACGCUCUGGGUUAACGUGAUUUCCGCAAUCGUCGCUAUGUGGAUGGCGGCCGUUGUCUUUAUGCCCAUGUAUUACAAGAUGGACAUAACUAGUAUUAACAAGGACUACAGCCUGUGCACUAUACGCAAUUUGUGA
Molecule: messenger RNA, 372 nt
Organism: Ixodes scapularis (black-legged tick)
Lineage: Eukaryota; Metazoa; Arthropoda; Arachnida; Ixodida; Ixodidae
Product: sodium-coupled monocarboxylate transporter 2-like
Exons: 2
Coding region: 1-372 (123 amino acids)
Biological process (GO): sodium ion transport; transmembrane transport
Cellular component (GO): membrane
Molecular function (GO): symporter activity
Source: RefSeq, a predicted model, not a curated record